AUGGCCAAUCACACUCACGAGGAAGACGAAGGUCUAGCGAACCGAUCCAUCAUUCUGGUAACCGGAACAAACAGCGGCCUCGGCUUCUCAAUAUGUUGCCGUCUCGUCGACGACUUCCUCAAAAACCCAACCAACAACCACCGCACCCUAACAGUGAUCUUCACCACGCGCAGCGCGCAAAAGGGCCAUGAAACCCUGCACCGACUCCAGCAGCACCUGCACAGCACCACGGCCACAAACCCCAAGCAAGCCCGCCGAAUAACCUUCACCCCCGAGACCGUCGACCUCUCGAACCUAGCCUCAACACGCACCUGCGCCCGCCGGAUAGACCGCACAUUCCCGAAACUCGAUGCCGUGAUCCUCAACGCCGGGAUAGGCGGAUGGACGGGGCUGAACUGGCCGCAGGCGAUCUGGGGCGUGUUAACGGACCUGGUGCACACGGUGUCGUGGCCGGCGUUCAAGAUCGCGCCCGUGGGGCAGCUCACCGCGCGGCAGACGAGUACUUUACCGGUGGGAGAGGAACCGCCGCUGGGGAAUGUCUUUUGCGCGAAUGUCUUCGGCCACUACAUGCUGGCGCACCAUUUGAUGCCGUUGCUCCAGCGGUGCUCCUCGCCCAGCAGCAGCAGCAGCAGCAGCAGCGACAGUGGCGGUAGCAGUCAAAGCAGGAUAAUCUGGGUCUCAAGCAUAGAAGCCACGCUCCGCCACUUCUCGGUCACCGAUCUCCAGGGCCUGCGCACAAAGGUCCCCUAUGAAUCCUCGAAAGCACUCACCGAUAUCCUAGCACUGACCGCCGACCUCCCCGCAACGAAACCCUGGACGAGUCGGUUCUAUUCUUUCUCCCCAUCGCCCCACAACCUCGAAGAAAGCGAAGAACGCGACGCACUUCCUCCCAAUGACACGCAUAACAGCAACAAACCCAACAUCUACGUCGCCCACCCCGGCGUCUGCGGCACCGCCAUCCUCCCGCUAGCAUUACCGCUCAUCUGGGCAAUGCAAGUGGCAUUCUGGCUAGCGCGCCUGCUGGGCUCGCCCUGGCACACGAUGUGGACGUACAUGGGCGCCAGCGCGCCCGUGUGGCUGGCGCUGAGCAGCCAAACCGAGCUGGACGCUGCCGAGGCGCCGUACCGUGCGCGCGGCGGCGGUCGCGUGAAGUGGGGGUCGUCGUGCGACCGGCUCGGGCGCGAUAGUGUGCUCUCUACGGAGAUGGAUGGCUGGGGCCACGGCGGUGUUGUUGGCCCUGCGGUCGUGGAGGCGGAUCGCCGCCGGCGGAGGAAGCGCGGGGCUCGCGAUCUUACGGCUGAGGAGCGCGUUGCGUUUGAGGAGCUCGGUCGGCGGUGCUGGCGUGAGAUGGAGGAGUUGCGCGUGCAGUGGGAGCGAAUUUUGGAUCGGGAGGAGCUCGAGAAGAAGCAGGGGCUGGAGGCCCCGGUCAAGGCCUGA
This is a messenger RNA of Aspergillus homomorphus CBS 101889, 1437 nucleotides long. Its product is annotated as 3-keto-steroid reductase. Lineage: Eukaryota; Fungi; Ascomycota; Eurotiomycetes; Eurotiales; Aspergillaceae. The transcript has 2 exons. The record is from RefSeq and is a predicted model, not a curated record. Gene Ontology annotation, cellular component: lipid droplet; mitochondrial outer membrane; endoplasmic reticulum membrane. Gene Ontology annotation, biological process: ergosterol biosynthetic process. Bases 1 to 1437 code for a protein of 478 amino acids. Gene Ontology annotation, molecular function: 3-beta-hydroxysteroid 3-dehydrogenase (NADP+) activity.